AAGCGGCCUACGGUACCCGCCCUCAGUUUAACUACGACCCUGCUGGUAUUCACCUGGGUCGUAGGCACCUCUCCGACCUCGCCGCAGGGCCCGGCCAAGUCUGAGGCCCCGGCGACCACUUAAGUUGGGGCCUGUCCGACUAACCCUCUGGCCGAAGCCCACCUGCCGUCACCAUGGCAUGCAGUUUGCAGAAGUUAUUUGCUGUGGAAGAGGACUUUGAGGAUGAGGAUUUCUUAUCUGCUGUGCAGGAUGCAGAGAACCAGUUUGCUGGCUCAGGGCCUGUGAAUGCUGGAUGCCUGAGACCUGUCCCUUCCAGGGCACAAGAGACGGCGCAGGCACAGUCUUCUGGGCUGCUGCCAUCAUGUUCCACUGCUUCUUCAGAGGCUUUGGGCCUACCAAGCCUGGGACUCUGUCUUCCAACCUCCAGCAUGCUCAGGGCCACCAGGGGUCCGCCUGCCACAGGAACAGGCCCCCUGAGGCCUGUCACUGCCGCCUGCAGCCAGACUGGCAAUCAGAGGAGAGCGACACUGACAGAAGCGCCCAAAGAGCCAGCGAGACCCCAGUCCUCAGCCUCUUGCUUCCUGCUUCCCUUUGAGAGCAAACAGCAGGUGAUUGGUAGCUUCAAGGGACCCAAACACGAUGAAUUCGAUAAGGUCCUGGCAAGCAUGGAGCUAGAAGGACCUGGCAUGGAGCUGGAACUUGGAGUUAACAGUGAGGCCACUGGAAUUCUACCCACCAGGCAGCGGGAAGACUUAAUAUUGGCUAAAAAGGCUCGGAUAGCCGGGCUGAGCAGCUCUUGCCAAAAGGGGCCUGUGCCUGCCGUCCACAUGACUGGUAUCACACCAGCCCAGGACCAGUCUCCAGAUCUUCUUGUCUCUUCUAGGAGGACCUCUAGGUCCCCACAGCCCCACGUGAGACCUGGUGCCGUGGGUAACCUUCCUCCCCCGCCUGCCUCGACAGUUCCUGCUCAGCAGCCCCGCUGGGAAGCCUGUCCCGGAGCUUCCCCACUUCGAGGACCCCCACCUCUUCCAGCUGCUGGAAGGCCUGUUCAGAGUAGCCCUCAAAAUCGUGCCCCCUGUCAGUCAUUCCAGUCUCCAAAUGCCCACUUAAGUGGCCAGCCCAGUUUUCUACGAACUCCCAACUCAAACUAUUCUACUCCCUCCAGGGCUGUCUCUGGAUUUUUCCCUCGGGGGCCUUUACAACCCCAAGCUCCAGUGUCUUCUGUUGAAUCUCCUGUUGGCACCCCCAAGGGCCCUCACUCCCCCCUGGUUCCCCAAGCAGCUCUGCAGAUGCCCAUAGUCACCAAUCACCUGGUACAGCUGGUCACUGCCGCCAAACGCACACCCCAGCACCCGACACGCACUGCCACCCGCGCCAAAACACGCCGCUUCCCAGGCCCAGCAGGGAUCCUACCUCACCAACACAGUGGGAAAAAUCUGGAGGAGAUCAUGGUUUCCACACCCCACACACCAACUCACGGUGCUCUGGCUAAAUUCCAGACAGAGAUUGGCACUAGUUCCCAGGCAUCGGUGGAGGACGAUUUUGGGCGAGGGCCCUGGCUGACCAUGAAAUCUGCUCUGGGCCUGGAUGAGAGAGACCCCGCCUGCUUCCUCUGCACCUACAGCGUCGUCAUGGUGCUGCGGAAGGCAGCCCUGAAGCAGCUUCCCGGGAACAAGGUCCCCAGCAUGGCAGUCAUGAUCAAGUCCCUGACUCGGAGCACGAUGGAUGCCAGCGCAGUCUUCAAGGACCCCACAGGAGAGAUGCAGGGCACGGUGCACAGGUCGCUGCUUGAGACGCGCCAGAAUGAGCUGAAGCCUGGCUCAGUGCUGCUGCUCAAGCAGAUUGGGGUGUUUUCUCCUUCGCUCCGAAACCACUACCUCAACGUGACGCCCAACAACCUGGUGCGUGUUUACAGCCCAGACGCCGGGGAGGGGAGCUUCCUCCGGCCGGCUCAGCCCUCCCCCAAGGAUCCAGGUGGCUUCCAUGGCAGCCUCCAGCCGGAGACCGCGAAGCCCAGGAAAGACCUUGGAACAGCACAGAACCCAGAGGCAGGGACAUCCCCCAAAGAACUCCCAGACGCAGAUGACCUGGAUGGGCUCCUGAGUGAGCUCCCUGAGGACUUCUUCUGUGGGAGCAGCAGUUGGGACCGCCCCCAGGCGGGGCACCCACCGUGAGCAGGCGAGGCUCUGGUUGUGUCUGGUCAUGCCCACGCGGAAGGAAGACGGCGUGAUUGGAGAACAGGCAGAGCUCAGGACUUCUGAGGUUGCUCCCCCACUGAUGCUGUCCCCGAGAACACCCUCAUCCCUUGGAAUCUGCACCGCCGUCACUGUGGGUCUUCUUCGGCCUUCCAGAACUCAGCCCUGCUGUCCCCCAGGCCCUGGGGCACGGCGUGCUCCUCCUGUCAACAGCGAAGGUGUGCUGCUCUCCCACCUCGUCUUGACUUCAGGGGACACUGGGACUGGUCCCUUUACACCCCAGCCCCUGUACAGCUGGGGGUGGAGGACCCACACCCGGCAGUGGUGAUCCGUCCCUUGGACAGGGGAGGAGCACUCAGACUUCCCUCCACUUUGUCUCUUGAGGCCUGUAGCUGCCCAGUUCCCCUGUGUCCAAGGUGUGGGGCAGGGGCAUGGCAAUGACACCUUGUUCGGAAAUAAAGCGGCUGCCUGCUCACCUGCUUUCCUCCCCGUCUUGGCUGCUCCUUCCUGUUCAUCCUGCUGCUGGUGCCUUGACCGCGCAGA
This is a messenger RNA of Artibeus jamaicensis (Jamaican fruit-eating bat), 2738 nucleotides long. It is a transcript of the gene HROB, whose product is annotated as homologous recombination factor with OB-fold. Lineage: Eukaryota; Metazoa; Chordata; Mammalia; Chiroptera; Phyllostomidae. Gene Ontology annotation, biological process: recombinational repair. The transcript is spliced from 10 exons. Bases 174 to 2174 code for a protein of 666 amino acids. The record is from RefSeq and is a predicted model, not a curated record.